UUCCUCAAGGAUUCAAUCAUCGCCCUCAGAGACACUGACACAGAGCGUGGGAGAAAAAUGGAGGCCGGAGCAUUUUGCAGCAGCGCAGGAAGCGUGCCUUUCACUUUCAGAGCAGCAGCGGCGGCAAAAGGGGGCAACUUUGCUUCUUCCCCUCCCCUCCUCAUCCAAUCCAUGGCUGCCCAGAAACCCAUGCCUUCAGCUACCAAAACACUUAGCUCCAAGAAGAAUUCAUCUGUGAAGCUACUAACAAGGGUGGAGCAACUGAAGCUACUGACCAAAGCGGAGAAAGCCGGCCUGCUAUCCACGGCAGAGAAGUCCGGGCUCUCAUUGUCGACGAUAGAGAAGCUAGGGUUGCUCUCCAAAGCGGAGGAAUUCGGAAUCCUGUCAGCGGCCACCGACCCGGGAACUCCCGGUGCGUUGUUGAGUUUAAGCUUAGGACUGCUGGUUUUGGGUCCAUUUGUUGUUUUUCUUGUGCCGGAGGAUUCUCCUUUGGAGAUAGGGUUACAAGCUGUUGUUGCUUUGGCUGCAGUAGCUGGUGGUUCAGCUGCUUUUGCUGCAUCAAAUCUUGUAUCCAGCUUGCAGAAAUCAAAUUGAAAUUUGAUGAGCUAGGUCUAUCUCGGGAGAGAGAAAACUUGCUUGCACCGAGAUGCCACAGUGACGAUGUCCUAAGCCAGUCAUGCACUAUCGUGCGUUUUAGCUUGGCACUUAUUAUUUUGGCCCUUUUGUGUAAGUGUAACUGUGAAUGCUUUAGAUACAUCUAUGACAAAAAUGGAGAUGGAGAAAUUUCAUGACCAAAA
Molecule: messenger RNA, 797 nt
Organism: Pyrus x bretschneideri (Chinese white pear)
Lineage: Eukaryota; Viridiplantae; Streptophyta; Magnoliopsida; Rosales; Rosaceae
Exons: 2
Coding region: 58-594 (178 amino acids)
Source: RefSeq, a predicted model, not a curated record